Messenger RNA from Cyclopterus lumpus (lumpfish), 8225 nucleotides. RefSeq lists its product as uncharacterized. The transcript has 10 exons. Gene Ontology annotation, molecular function: protein binding. NCBI's taxonomy places the organism in Eukaryota, Metazoa, Chordata, Actinopteri, Perciformes, Cyclopteridae. The coding region runs from base 520 to 7491 and encodes 2323 amino acids. The record is from RefSeq and is a predicted model, not a curated record.
GCACGCAGGGUGGAAGUGAAGUGGACGGUCCAGAAACAUUAGUCUUCAAGCCAGCCAGGCUGCUGAAGUCGCUUACUAGCUUUUUUAUAAAAGCCUACAGGGGUUCAGAAGACACCCGACACAUGGCACACAUUAGCCUCUAAAGUGUAACUGUUUUUUAAAAACUUGUCAUAAAGUGACUGUCAACUUGCAAACCCAGCUGGUUAGCUGGAUGGCUAGUGAUAAUGAACGGUUGUGCAUUGUCGGACAAUCAGCUAGUGUUACUCCGGCUAAUGCUCCUCCAUCUGUCUGGCUGCCACCGACAUCACUUCGUGCACCGACGACAUGAGAUGUCUGCAUAACUUUUUAUCUGCGAGACAUUUAAUUGCUUCCAUUUUUCCAUUAUGGACAGCGAACGCAGCAAUUGCAGGCCCCAGAUUGGAGACAAUAGCAAGCUAACCUAGCUAGCGAGCUGCCGUGGCUGCUAAGCUUGCUGAAGGCUGUCUGGAGCUGCACUGAAUACGCCGAGGCGCCUGCACCAUGGAUCAUUUGGAUGUGACAGAACAAAUAUCACCAGCUUGUAACCAACCUUUGUUACGCAUCCAAGAUCUGACUGUGACUGACCAAGACUUUGCACCCCAGCACCCCAGCUCCAACAUAAUGUCUUCACAAUCCAAAUGGGUGAACAGCAGCACUGAAGACACUGACCUGAUCAUAACUGAGGAUGGGCUCAGCAAUGGCACCUGUGAAGUUGAGACUAUGGUAGCAUUAUACUGUCCUGGCGACAGUGGAGAUGUUACUCCUGAGGGUGACAGGCUUGCAAUUGGCAAUAAUGGCGUCUCUGAGUUUUCAAACAGUGACCUCUCUCUGCCCGAGGUGUGCAUUUCUACCAACAUCAAUAGUUUUGAGGAGGAUAUGAACUAUGAGGUCCAUCAAGCGUAUAGGAUAUUCACAGGCUUUCUCUCGGACAAGCACAAAGGGAUCACCAGCCCGUUCCUCCAUCCUGUCGGCCACCAGGAGGCCCAGCAUGGUAUUGAAGGGGUCCGCUGCGGUCAGGCACAACUCACGCAGUCAAUGUGCUUGCAGGGGAUGAAGGAGAAGUUUAUCAACCAAGAGUAUGAGACCAUAACAGAGUUUGUAGCAGACUUCAGGCUGAUGUUGGAGAACUGUUAUCGCUACCAUGGAGUGGACCACUGGAUCUCCAAACAGGCUCAAAAGCUGGAAAUCAUGCUGGAGCAGAAGCUUACAUUGCUAUCCAGGACACUACGAGAGAAGACAACUUUGACAGUGACCUCUAAAGGGCAUUUUGGUGCAGAAGAUGAACGGGUUUCAGGGGGCACCUCAACGAGAAGGAGGCUGGCACCUCGUAGUCUGGCUACCAUCACUGUCGGUGGGCAUGAGUCUAUCAUGGUUCAGGCUCUACGGCUGGAAGAACAACAGAGGGCCAAGGAGGAGAAGAGGCAACGUGAGCUUGAGAAGAAAGAAGCGGAGGAAAUGUCAGCCAAAGAGGUGGAAGAGUGGGAGCAGACUUUGCUGACACAGGCUUCCCCCCACACCCUGGACACACUUUGGGAACUCCCUGCUAUAGGGCACUUCCUCUGUCUUGCUCAGACUGCACUUAACCUCCCUGAGAUUGUAUUUUUUGAUCUUGAGCGUUGUUUGCUGAUGCCCCGCUGCAGCCUCUUCCUGUCCAAAAUCAUGUCUUCCCUACUGUGCCCACCCCAGCGCAGGGCCAAUCUGCAACGCCGCCCUGUCCUGCCUUACCGCCGCUGGGAGUCAGAACUCAGGCAGCGGGUCAUGGGCUGGUAUCGAGCUGUUGGUGCCUCACACGAUCAGUCAGGUCGGGCGGAGCAAUUGGGACUCUGCCGGCAGUUUUUCCACACUCUCGGGGAGGUGAGUCCUUUGGAGGAGAAACCCUUUCACUUGCUGCCCCUCUACCAGCGAGUAUGGCUUCUGAAGGGGCUGUGUGAUCAUGUGUAUGAGACACAGAAAUAUGUGCAGGAUGCUCUCCUGGCCCAGCCCAUUCAUGAAUGUAGGGAGUCUAUUUUGGGCUAUGACGGCAAGGAGAAUUGCUAUAUACAUUUCCCACAUUUCUGUGGGGCAGACCUGAGAAUCUACUGCCAAAGCCCUGGCACAACUCCUGUUUUCCCUUUCCCUUCUGUCUGGGUCAAAAGAGUUGACAUCGAGCCAGGGACCGAGGGUGAAGAGUCGGAAGGAAUGAAGGAAGAGGGGGUUACAAGUGACAGAGGUUGUUAUGGAGGCUUAAUGGACACAGGAGAGUCUGGUGAUUUUGGAAAGGGGGGAGCAGAGACAAUCUCGGGUUUCAGAGGGGAAAAAAUUGAAGUAGAGGAAGAUAAAAAAUGGUCACUGAAGAAGGAGGAGUCUGAAUCAGGGUCCUCUGAUGGAGACUCCUGUGAAGACUCAAAAUUGGACUUAAUAAUACAAACUAACUCCCUUUCACACACUAGUCCUAUUGGAGGAAGUGAUGUUGAAAUGACUUUGAAAAAAGAGACUGUAGAUUUGGAGCAUCAAUGCAAGCGACUUGCAUUAAAACCGGAGCAGGGCUUCUCAAUGCGCACCAUUAAAGCAGAGACACAGGAGCCCUGUCUGAGUGUAGGGGAGCACAGCUACACCGGCAGAUCACCUGCUCGUGUAGUGAAUCUGGCCUCCCUAAACAAACCAUUCAAAAUGGAGGGAGGAUGCCCCAGUGAACAAUACCAAAGGUCUCCCUGUUUGGAUUGUUAUAAAAGCAAAACUAGUAAUGUUAAAUCUGAGGAGCAUGACUGCUGCUGUGGCACAUCAGGGCAAGCAACACAGUUGUCCUCUGAGAGUUCUCAAAAUUCAAGUGAAGAGAGGGUGACUGACAAAAUCUGGACAAAAAAGAAAAAGCGGAAGAAAAAGCGAGAGAGAGAACAACUGACGAGGGUGAAAGGAAAGGGCGAUCAGCUGCAGCAUGUCGACGUGAUGAGGCCGUCCUCGGCUGAGACGACCAAGUCUGCAGUUCGGAGAGUUGCCAAAACGAUCAAAAGAAAAGACAAAAAGAAAAAACAUAAAACAGGAAAAAAGCUUGAAUCUUCAAAGAAAAUUAAAGAUGAGCCCUCAUUUGAGCCGCCAUUUAAGUUGGUAUGCAGAAGUCUUGAGGACUUGCGAUGCCUGAUCAGUAAGACAGAAGAUGAGCUUGAUGACAUAGAGGGCAUCAAAAAGAGAUUGGGUCGGUGGUAUUAUAGGAGGGAAGCAGUGAAAGACCUCCACAGCACUCUAAUCAGACUACUGAAUGAGCUUUCCCCCUGGGAACCCAAACUUGUUAAGGCCUACCAAAGGAACAGGCUUCGUUUAAAGAAGGAAUGUGAUGAUUUCAAGAAAAACCCAGAAUACAAUAACUUUGUGCGUGAGGAGAGUAUUUCAUCAUCCUCCUCCUCUGAUGAAGAUGAUGACGAUGAAGAGAGGGGUUUGGGGAAGGAGGUGUGUUCAUUCUCGGAUCAUUAUGGGCGAUCAGAAGAGGAGGACCUGGAGCAUAUAGUUCCCAGAGGUCUUUGGAGUGGAGGAAACAACAGGGAGUUUGUGGCUGAGUCUGCUGGAGAAAGAACGGUGAACUACAAACCUCCCAACCACAUAAAACAACCUCUAGGCAGCACAGAGAAACAUGUCAGUCUGCUGCAAACAAGUCAGACUGGCAGCAGUGACAUUAUGUCGACCCCUGACUCUGGGCCACAAUCUACAUCUGAAGUGAGACCACCAAAUCAAUCCAAGGAUUCAGACUCGGCAAGGGUGACAACCCAGGCUUCACUGUCACCCAGAUCCCCCAUCCUCCAUCCCACCACUGGACUACCUAAGGGCUACACGCCCAUCCCCACCCUACUAGCUAAGAGUGUGGGAAACAAAGUGACCUUAAUGAAAUGGCCUGCUGAUUUUACAGGGAUCAACAUCAUGGAUAGACAGCGCAAAGGGUCUUUGGUCUCCCUGCCUACCUCUACAGUGACUACUACAAAACGUUCAAAAGCACAAAGCUUUCCAUCAAGUUCCCAGCUGAACUCGCAGCAAAUGCAGGCCCAAGGACGACAACAAACAGAAGUACUAAGACAGCCAGGAAUGGCAGCAUGGGCAGCAGCUCUUCCUAAAUCACCACAGACAAAACCUACCCAGACCGUAACAAAAAAUCCUGUCCAAGUGGUGUACAAAGUACCGGAGGGGCUGGGUCACCUUGUAAGGAAAGACAGCAGCAGCCCGGUCAAGAUUUCUGUUCAUCCUGUCGUGGACCACAUUACUGGGGAGAAGAUUAUGCAGAAAUUGGUGAUUCUGCCUUCUAACCUUCUCAUUCACAAAACUGAAGAAAAGGUGCCUCCUUUACAUCAACAGUCUAAGGUCAUUCCGGCCCCAGUUUCUAAAGGGGCCAGCCCCUUCUGUAUGUCCACCAAUGUGCCUGGGUUCACUAUUUCCGAAAACAGAAUCCCUGUUCAGCAAGUGGCCCCCCUAAAAGAUGUGAGGACACCCUUUUCUUCUGUUUCUCCUUGUCUGCAACAGGGGGCCCUAAACGCAGCAGGGAUCAUGGGGGCACAAGCCUGCAGUCCCCAAGCUAGCACACCACAAGGUGUCACACCAAACCCCUCACCAAUCACAACUCCUUCGAGUGCAGUUUCUACUGAGCCAAUUAAAUCUACAGACCCUAAACAGGAGCUUAAGACUAUGUGUAUCCGUGACUCACAGUCCAUCCUGGUAACAACUAGAGGAGGCAACACGGCCAUUGUUAAAGUCCAGACAUCCUCAGAUCAGAAUGCCCUUGGUUCUUUGCCCAACAGUUCAGUUAUCACCAUCUCACCUCAGUUAAAAGCCUUCCUCGUCUCCAAGACAUCACAGACUCUCUCUCCUCCUUCUCCCUCUCAGACUUCCCCUUGCACCUUCCCAGUAGUGACGGGUAUCUCAGUGGCCCAGCCUCAGAAGCAGGUUCCUUCACUAUUAAAGUCCUUUUCCAAACUCCCAACUCCCAUGCUUGCUGCAGUCAGUGGUAGCAAUCAUGUUACAGGCCCAGGAAGUCAGACUGCAGGCACUACUAUGGCUAUAAGUCACGGCGGCUCCAACACUUCAGCUGUUUCGACACUUGCAACAAAGAUUGGCCAGCUAGUGCAGACUCCUACUGCUGGUUCUCAUUUUCAAGGUUCCUUAGUAAAGAACACUGUUGUUGUCCCAUCACUGAGUAAUUCUGGUGUUCCCCACAUUCUCAAACAAGCAGAGUUCAUCAGCAAGACUGGUAUGAAGCGGGCAAGUACAGAUGAGAGAUCCCAAGUUACUAAAUUCAUCCUUAUUACUCCCUCUUCUUCCUCCACUUCAAAUGUAGCCUCGUCAAAAGGUACACCCUCUUACACAAAAUCACUUCCUAGUUCAAGAGUCAUGUUUAUCAGCCACCCAACAGCAACAUCAUCCACCACCUCUGUGGGAAGCACUCCAAAACAGGCAAUAGCAACCGGGGUGAGCGGACAGCUGCUGAGUACUUCAUUAUCUAGUCAGACUCUAAAGAUGGGAUUAAGCACAGGUCAACCUGUUGUCAGCUCUGAAGCAUUGUCCAAGGUCAAGAACAUCACUCUGCCCUCAGGUGUUCAUAUACAGUUGUCAGGGAAGACAACCACCAUUGGACAAACGAUAGGCGCCCUGUCACGUUCUUCUUCCAAGAACAUGCCAGUGUCUGCCUCAGAUACAGGCCGUCCAACAGCCACCACUACUGGACUGGUCCCCUGUACAAGUUCAAAUACCAUCACAAGCUGUUCUGCCCAGCUUGCCUCUAACUCUUCUCUGAUCACCAGCUGUCAGCUCAAGGGUGUCCCUUCCUUCCCCAUGCUCUCCCAACCAGGCUCUUCCACAUCCACUGCUGCCAUGCCACCUGCAGGAAAUGUGAUCAAGAAGGCCCUUUGUACACCUUCAAGUAUACUGUCCAGCAACUCUCCUGCUCAGGUAACUACUACUGUGCAGAGUAGCCCAGCCCACACCUCCACCCUCACUCUUGUCCGUCAUCUUUCAAAUAUUCAAAGUGGUACUGGUGAGGAACCCACUUCCUUUUUAGCUCCCUCUCAACUAGCUCAAAGUAAAACCCAAACACCAAUCUCUUCUGCAACAACCACCCAUAUCCCAGUCCCCACCUCUGCUACUGGCACAAUCCAGCAGAGGAUAGUCAUCAACACCUCUACGUCUCUUGCUGCUGGCACACAGAUCGUCCUUAACAAUGCACGUUUUGUAGUCCCUCCCCAGGGUUUGGGUCCAGGCAGCCAUGUCCUUAUCAUCUCUAGCCCUGCGCCACAACAAGUGCCUACUGCCAGUGCUACCAGCGCUGGUGCAUCAGUACCUCCCCAAGGGGCAAGUCAUGUCACUGUAGCCCCUCGAGCACCAGUUUUACCACGAUCCCCAGCCAGGAUGCCUGGUGUGCCAGUAAUAGGUUCUCCUUUUGUAGCAUGCACACCUGCGUUUGGUCCAUCAUUGCUAGCAACCACUCCAAACGUCACGCCAGUCCGACUAACAGGAAUGCCUGGCCUGGGCUCAACGUGGUUACCCAGUAAAACAAAUGUAGUGUCUGCUCUGCCGAGGCUGCCAGCUGCACAGGCUGGUAACUUUGCUUCACCACCGGUAGGUACACCCACUCUGGCCUCAUCCCCGCCAAGAUUGGGCAGUGUACCAGCCCUAGUUUUCCCAGCAGGAACCUGUGCCCCUGCUAUCGGCUCAGCCCUGACUACAAUCAGGUUAGAUGCUGGUACACCCACGCCAGCUGAAUUUUCAUCCACCAUUUCGUCUGCAUUAGCACCACCCUUGUCCAGAUUGUCAGCACCGCUAUCCUCCUUGCCUGUUUUAUCCAGCCCAUUAGCUGUUGCCCUGCCCAGCCCUGUUAUGCCACCCCUCUCCUCAACUGCAGCUCCUGUAUUAGCGGCACUUCCUGCCCAGCAGAUUGUUUCGAUGACAACCCCGUUCACUGCUCCAUCACAGGCUUCAGUACAUAUAGCAACACAUCAAGACAACACAUCAGUCAGAAAAACGUUGCCUGCAGUCAUGCAACCAGUGACACAGGUAUUACCAACAGUGGCUGUCCCACCAAUUGUAAGUGCAGUGUCUAGGAUUCAGACACUGCCUGUUGCUACAGUUCCACCAAUCGGAAGCACUUUGAACCCCUUUGAAACAGCACCUGUGGUCACGGCCCCUUCAUCCAGCAGCAGUGUUACUAUCACUCCAGCUCAACCAAUCGCAUCGCUGAAGACAAACGACACAACCCACCCACCUGCCGUUACGACCAAUCAAGCUCUUGGAAAUCACUGUCUGCAGACCUCAUCCUUAGGUAUGCAUACAAAUGUGGCAUCCAAGCUACUCAUUAGUUCUGACAGUGCCGUUUUGAACACAGUUCAGUGCCAGGUCAAUCCAGUUGCCUGCCCCAAACCACUGGAUGCACUAGUGGUUUCUCCCAACAGUCCCACUGGAGCAUUACACAAACACGAUUCCUCUUUCCAGCCUUCAGAGGCAGACAGAAAAUGUACCAAGUAACUAAGACUGUGCCGGCUAUGUGAGGACUCAGACCACUGUCAGCGGCUUAGUGUUGCCAGGGCUCAUAUCCAUUUCUUUGUAGUAAUCCUGGAGUUAGUUAAAAACUGCUUUCCAGCUGUAGUUUGACUAGUAACUUACAUUUAGAAUAAAGCAGGUUAUACCCUUUGGUUAUAUCUUUUUAUAGGUAAACUGUAUGCUCAAUCAGACAUACUGGAAAUGUAUACUGUGAUGGUUUUCUCAAGUGACAACUCGUAAGGUUGCCCUCAGAUGAAUGUUAUAGACUCUUGACUUUACUUUUCUUUUUACUUUGUGGCCAGUAAUGACACAUGACAACAAAGGAGUAUAAUUUGUUGGCAGAUAAAGCAGGAAGUUAAACAAGCUUUUUAAAAUAUGUUUUAAAUGCCAUAAAAUACUACUUCAAUAAGUAGUAAUUUGGAUACUAUUCAUUGGUAGAACUGGCUCUGCUUUGUCAGAACAAUGGAACUGUCUGUAUUCAGAUUGUCAUGUUGUCCAGUUUUCAACUAGUAACAGUUUUAAAACUUCAUUUUACUUUUUAGAAAAAUAAGUAAACUAAUAGAUGCAUUUGUAUUACAUGUUUGAGCUCAUAUAACAUGUUUUGAAGUUAUUUAUUUAUUUUUACCAUAUAGAUUUUCAAAGAAUAUUUACUAGGUACAUUUUCAUUGAACAAAAUGUGGACGUUACUGCAUGGAAAUAAACAAUGCGACUGUCCCCAA